AUGAGACCCCCUUCUUUUGCUGGAGGACCUGACCUGAUUGUAGUUGAGAACUGGAUUCUGUAUGUUGAGGAGAUUCUAGCAAUAUUGGCAUGUAUAGACGAGCAGAAAGUGGCGUUUGCGUCAUUUAAGUUGACAGGAGAGACGUUUGUUGAGGUGGUGGAUAGAGUUGCUGUCAUUGAGAGUGAUAUGCAGAGGAGCGCUGCAGCUCAGGGCUGGAGGAAGAGGUCUGCGCCUCAGGAUUUGCAGGUGAGCUCUAGCCAAGGGCCAUGGAGAGGAGAUCACUAUGGAGGUGGUCAGAGACAGAUGACGGGCCGUGGUGGUUUUCAUAGUGGAGGGGCUGCUCCUGUCUGUCCUAGAUGUGGCCGCAGACAUCCAGGUGAAUGCAGGAUGGGUGAGGACGUGUGCUAUCGAUGUGGGAGACCCAGGCAUAGAUCUUGGUUGUGUCAGGGAUUGACAACUCAAGCACCAGCUCCCAGACCAUACCAGGGUGGUUAUCAGGCGCCCUGUGGAGGAUAG
Molecule: messenger RNA, 516 nt
Organism: Malania oleifera
Lineage: Eukaryota; Viridiplantae; Streptophyta; Magnoliopsida; Santalales; Ximeniaceae
Exons: 2
Coding region: 1-516 (171 amino acids)
Source: RefSeq, a predicted model, not a curated record